Messenger RNA from Oncorhynchus masou masou (cherry salmon), 522 nucleotides. Its product is annotated as saxiphilin-like. Gene Ontology annotation, biological process: cell-matrix adhesion. Lineage: Eukaryota; Metazoa; Chordata; Actinopteri; Salmoniformes; Salmonidae. The record is from RefSeq and is a predicted model, not a curated record. Bases 1 to 522 code for a protein of 173 amino acids. The transcript has 6 exons. Gene Ontology annotation, cellular component: basement membrane.
AUGGUGAUAUUGACCAUCAUUCUGCUUGUCAGCACUGCUUUUGCUCUAGGAGAUGGUAUGAUACGACCCAAGACCCCCUGUGAGAUUGCUAGAGAUACUGCGAUGAAAAAAGUCCAGCCUGGAGUCUACGUCCCCACGUGUGACAACGAUGGACAAUACAAACCUGCGCAAUGUUCAGGCUCUACAGGUUACUGUUGGUGUGUGACCAGUUCUGGACAGAAGAUCCCGGGUACUGAGACUCCACCAGGCAUUGCUCCAAUCAUAUGUUCCACCCAAAAUGGUACGAUACGACCCAAGACCCCAUGUGAGGAUGUUAGAGAUGCCAGGCCACAUGGCCAAGUUGGAGCCUACAUCCCCACGUGUGACGCCGCUGGACGAUACACCCCUGAGCAAUGUUGGGGCUCUACAGGUUACUGUUGGUGUGUGAACAGUUCUGGACAGAAGAUCCAGGGUACUGAGACUCCAACAGGCACUGCUAUCAACUGUUCCACCAAGAUGAAAGGCGUUGGAAGUAAGAUGUAG